Messenger RNA from Aspergillus affinis, 2097 nucleotides. Its product is annotated as fungal specific transcription factor domain-containing protein. Gene Ontology annotation, biological process: DNA-templated transcription. The transcript has 4 exons. NCBI's taxonomy places the organism in Eukaryota, Fungi, Ascomycota, Eurotiomycetes, Eurotiales, Aspergillaceae. Gene Ontology annotation, molecular function: zinc ion binding; DNA binding. The coding region runs from base 1 to 2097 and encodes 698 amino acids. The record is from RefSeq and is a predicted model, not a curated record.
AUGAGAGUCAGCAAGGUUGCCAGCCACCAGGACUCCCGUGGUCAGAUCCACCAAGCAGACUGCGAUCGCGGAGCCAUAUUUCAUUUGGCGGCUUCUAUUCAAAAGCGCUUCCUCCUCCCGAAUAACCUUUCCCAGUGCACAUUCCUAUUUCCCGUCAAGGAGUUCUGGGAUGUUUGCGAUCGCGCACAAUGCAUUUAUCCUCUGCGCCCGAAUCGACCGCGGAAGCGUAAGAGGGGAGAGAUCGAAGAGACUCUCAUUGACAGAUUGAAACAAUAUGAGGGAAUGCUGCAGGCUGCAGGUGUUGUGUUCAAUGUACUGGAUGUCGAUGGUCUGGAAGCAGGGUCUGAUGGGAAUGGAAUGAAGAAUAUCGUUGAACUUGGAAGUGACCAGCUCAAGACCUCAUCUGAACCAGCUCAUUCAGGAAGAAAUGAAGCAUCUAAAAUCGAUCGGCCGAUCGGUGGGGUGGUGAUGAAGGAUGACGGGGGAAGUUUUUAUGACCAUUCGAUGCUGAUGACCUUGAGCAAAGAGCUCACCCCUGGUGUCAAUCAUACUGAGUUAUCAAGUGACUUUGAUACUUAUUCUUUGAUCCCGCAACUUGUUCUAGGCCCCGGCCAAGGAGACGCCGAUUGCCAGCUGCUUUCUCCUGCAAUGGCCGAUGAGCUAUGGUCACUAUUUUGGUCCCAUGUUGACCCUCUCACAAAAGUAGUACCAAUCCAAACAUCGAAUCAGCUUAAGGAAGAGGGCUCCCACAAAAGAUCAAGCGGCUCAAUGGCUCUAUUGCAGUCAAUCUAUGCCUGCGCUGCUAUGUCACUGAGUGAGAACGAUUUUCAAUCCAAAUUCGGCUGCGAUCGUUCAAACCUACUGAAACAGACUACAAGAAUCGCAAAACAAGUGCUAGUAAAUGCCUACUUUUUCGAAUCACUGGAUCUUACCACCUUCCAAGCGUUUGUACUCUUUCUGUGCACUUCGGAGUCGUCUUUCUUCUGGUCCCUCCUUGGAAUGGCUCUCCGUAAGGCGCAGACCAUGGGGCUUCAUCGGGACGGAACCUUUCUGGGGCUUUCUCCUUUUGAAACAGAAAUACGUCGUCGCGUCUGGUGGUAUCUCGUCAGCCUAGAUGUUCGUGCUUCCGAGAUGGCGGGCUCUAGGAACUCUAUCAUAUCCCAAGCUUGGGAUACCCGAAUGCCUUCAAAUAUCAACGACGAAGAUAUGGACCCCACAAUGACGACCUUGCCGAAGGAUCAGACAGGGAUAAGAGAUAUGAGUUUCUGUCUCUUCACCUACGUGACUAUUGAUGCACUCAGAUCCGCUGAGCUGAAGAAAUCGACCGAUACUUUGUUGAAUGUCAGGUCCCAGAUUACACUAACCAAGGAACAAUUCUCGGAGCUGAGAAGGUUGCUUGAAGAAAGAUUCUUGCGCUUCUGUGACCCUGUGAUGCCAUUGGACCUUUUCCUGAGUAUCAUGGCGAGGUCUACUCUUUGCAAACUCGAAAACAAAAUACGGUUCUUCGCGCCUGGAGCCCCAAAAAAGGGGCCAUCGAUCCCUGACUCAUGGUACGCGUACGGUUUUCGGAUGUCGGAAUACGACAAGAUGAUGCACUCGAACGAGCUUCUACAUGGAUUUCUCUGGUAUGCUCAUGGAAACUUUUCAUGGGGCGCCCUGUUUGGUCUCCUGCGAUCGAUCAGUACCAGCGAAUGGGGCGAGAAAGAAGAGAAGGGGUGGCAGUCUGUACAAGACACGUUUCAAAAUUAUCCGGAGCUCUGGCGUGAGGACAAAGGUUUGAAUCGAUUUGUUGGGACCCUGACACUCAAGGCUUGGGAUGCGCGGAAGGCGUCGACAUAUGGCUCUGCAGAGGAAAACAACACCCCGGAGUUUAUCAAAUCGCUUAUCGCAAAGCGCAGAAAAUCCAUUGGCUCUCCAGCGACAAGUGCUCUGGAUACAUCCCCGGGAAAGAAUGUUUCGGAAGCACACUUAGCCAGUGCCGGCUCUGCCAUUCAAGACUAUCCUGGGCAGCCGCAAUCUUGGAGCGACCCAUGGUCUAAUCUAUUAUAUCCGAAUGCCGCAGAUCGGGAUGUUGAUUUUGAGUCUUGGUUAACGUGA